AUGGCUAAUGCAACAAAUCUCCCCGUAACCAACUCUGAUUUAAUGACAACACAACAAUUCUUCAUCGUUGCGGAAUCUUGUGCUAUCGUUUGGGCAGCAUUGUCUAUAUUCGGCAUCAUUUCCAACACUAUUAAUAUUAAAAUAUUUAUUAUUAUGGGAAUGGGUGACAGCGGUACAGUUUCUUUACUAGCUCUUUCCAUAUUUGACUUGUUGUACAGCAUAAUAGCACUAUGUGCAGGGGUAUCUGGAAUACUGGCUAUGGUUGAGUUGAGAUGCGGUGUCGUUUUUGCAAUAGAACCCUUUGGUGUGGGAGUGAUUUUUGCUAACGUCAUGACUCUUAUCAACGUACCCAAUACCCUGGUCACGACCUUUAUUGCGGUUGCCCGCUGUAUGUGCGUGGCCAAACCUUUGCAUUUCAGAAAUAUGUUCACAAGAACGAGGACAGUUAUCUGCAGUAUUGUAUUCACCCUGUUUGCAGUGGUUGUGUAUGUACCUGUUCUAACUAACAUGGGGGUUGUGAUGCAGUUUGACAGGAGGAGAAACAUAUCUAGACUCAGCUUGUGGGUAUCGCACGAUAGAGAAUUCGUUAAAGAUAUUGUCUGGAUGAUCACUGACGUGAUUUUACCUUUCACCACACAAUUUAUUGUUAUCGUAUCAGUUGUUAUAAUGGCAAGAGGUCUUCGUAUAGCGUCCAGUUUUAGACAGUCUUAUGCUUCGAAUGUGGUCACAGAACCUGGAACAGACAGCAAGAAAGCGGACAACAAUGCAGAGACCGAAACACUUUCGGAUAACAUAUUAUCAAGUCAUACAUUAACUAAGAAAGAAUUUCGUGUGAUCCAACAAAUCAUUCUAAUAUCGGUGGUAUACAUAAUUUGCAACACACCCAAGAUCUUGGCUAGUACCGCUGCUACUAUUGAGCCACAGUACACAUUUGGAGGUCGUUAUAAUAAUAUAUACCUCGCUAUAAACCUUCUAAGGAAACACUUUGAGAUAGUUAAUGCAUCCGUUAACACGUUUAUAUACUAUGCAUAUAACACGAAGUUUAGAAAUACUUUGCAUCUUUGA
Candidula unifasciata is the source of this 1065-nucleotide messenger RNA. The record is from the annotation of a GenBank genome assembly. Lineage: Eukaryota; Metazoa; Mollusca; Gastropoda; Stylommatophora; Geomitridae.